UUCGUACACAUAUCAAACAUUCGUAACUCCUGCAAGGACCACUCUUGCACUAUCAAAUUUCUCUGGCAAAAGGCAGCUCUUCCCCUUACCCAGAAAAAAACUUAAGAUGAUCAAUCAGUCUUUCUUAUCCCUCUCACUUCUUGUUUUGCUAUUCCAUUCCACCACAACCUUAGCCCAGCCAGCACUGGCGCCGGCACCUCCCGGCCCUACCAAUGUCACCAAAAUCCUUGAAAAGGCAGGCCAGUUCACGAUCUUAAUCCGCCUCUUGAAGAGCACCAAAGUGGCUGACCAAAUCAACCAGCAGCUCAACGAUUCAAACAAUGGCAUAACCUUUUUUGCUCCAACUGAUAACGCAUUUUCGAGCCUCAAAUCAGGCACUCUUAAUGGUUUAAAUGACCAACAAAAAGUCCAGCUUAUACAAUUCCAUAUCUUGCCCAACUUUCUUUCUCUGACAAACUUCCAAACUGUGAGUAAUCCAGUGCGGACACAGGCUGGAGAUACCGGCCCCGGCUUGUACCCUCUAAAUGUGACCACUUCAGGUCACCAAGUGAACAUCUCUUCUGGGCUUGUCAACACCACAGUGGGAGGUACAGUAUAUACAGAUAAUCAGCUAGCUGUUUAUCAAAUAGACUCGGUGCUUCUUCCCCAGGACAUUUUUGCUCCUAAGCCUCCGGCACCAGCCCCUGCUCCUGCCCAGCCCAAGGCUAAAACUAAGAAGAAGACGGCUUCUAGUCCUGCUGGUGCUGCCUCGGUUGAUGCAUCUGAUGCAUUGAGCCUCACCCGGCACGGUAUGCUGAUGUCCAUUGGAGUUGCCAUGAUUGCAGCACUGUCUUUGUGACAAAAGCAUCUUCAUGAUCAGUGCACCAGAUGAGUAUUCUUUCUUGGGGUCCAAGUUUCUAGUCCGGUAUGACUUUACUGAGUUGGAUUGAAUGGUCGGGAUCAAGAUCGAGUGCUUUCAAAUAAUGGCCAUAUUCGCCUGUCCCAUGUGUAUCAUGCCAGUUUGUGAUGAGAACCAAUUAAGGUUUAAAUUUUAUUUUGAUUGUUUUCUUUUAUUCCUUCAUCAUUUUUUCCCUUCAAGCUGCUUUGUAAUCAAGAAUUUUGUAUAAUUUUUAAAGAGUUGUGUCAA
Carya illinoinensis is the source of this 1126-nucleotide messenger RNA. Its product is annotated as fasciclin-like arabinogalactan protein 12. The record is from RefSeq and is a predicted model, not a curated record. The transcript has a single exon. The coding region runs from base 107 to 838 and encodes 243 amino acids. Lineage: Eukaryota; Viridiplantae; Streptophyta; Magnoliopsida; Fagales; Juglandaceae.